Messenger RNA from Botrytis fragariae, 306 nucleotides. RefSeq lists its product as uncharacterized. The coding region runs from base 1 to 306 and encodes 101 amino acids. The transcript is spliced from 2 exons. NCBI's taxonomy places the organism in Eukaryota, Fungi, Ascomycota, Leotiomycetes, Helotiales, Sclerotiniaceae. The record is from RefSeq and is a predicted model, not a curated record.
AUGUCUUCUUCAUCACAGCAAAACAGCGCACCCCGACCAGUUCCAAACAAUAAUGACGCUGAACCUCCCCUACCUUGGGCAUGGAGGUGUAAACGCAUGGUGGACUUCUGGUCAGAUCCGAACAUCUUUCCAUCAACAGUCCGGUGGGAAUCUUGUGACAAAGUGAACGAAGGUGUAGAUGUUUGCCAAAUGUGUAAUAGAUUCAUAGAAGUUGCAGAGUAUGAAGUCGUUCAUCAAACGCGUCCUCCACCUCCACCUCCUCUUACACGACAACGCAACUCCCGCCGUGGCCCUGCUCCUCGUUAA